This is a messenger RNA of Amyelois transitella, 5617 nucleotides long. It is a transcript of the gene Pli, whose product is annotated as protein pellino. Bases 401 to 1699 code for a protein of 432 amino acids. The record is from RefSeq and is a predicted model, not a curated record. Gene Ontology annotation, biological process: regulation of Toll signaling pathway; protein polyubiquitination. The transcript has 10 exons. Gene Ontology annotation, molecular function: protein binding; ubiquitin protein ligase activity. Lineage: Eukaryota; Metazoa; Arthropoda; Insecta; Lepidoptera; Pyralidae.
UUAGUAGCUAAGCUUGCCGAUGUAAUGAAUGAAGUUCUUGCUAUUCCUUCCAUUCCACAAACACAUUUUUAUUUUAGUUUGUGUUUACGCGAUUGCUAAUAAAACAGUGAAUCCUUAUUACAGUGCUUUGUUAUUAUAUUAUCUUCAAAUUAGAAGGAAAGUGUGGUGUGCUGAAUAAAGAUUUUCAUGUUUUUAAAAGUGAAGUGUAUAAAAUUGGAUAUAGUUGAGGUUGACGGAAUAAUGAGGAGCAGUGCGUUUAUUAUCGCUUUUUAGCGAUGUGUGAAAAUAAAUAAAGUUGACGGUGUUUUAAUAAAAUUCAUGGUGUUUUUUACAUCGUCAGUGUCAUUUGUAAGAAAUAGUUCGAAUCAUAGGGUCCACCAACGAACAAACGGAUUCUACCAUGGUCGUAAAACGUGCUGCGGACAGUGCGGAUUCACCUAUACUUGAGGAGGCCGGCGAGAGUGGUUCCGAACAGAAACCCAAACCACUGGUCAAAUAUGGCGAGCUCGUCAUACUCGGAUACAACGGAUCACUGCCCGCUGGCGAGCGCGGUCGCAGGCGCAGCAAGUUCGUGCUGUACCGGCGGCCCGUGGCCAACGGCGUCCGUCGCUCUAAACAUUACGUGGUUAAGACACCUCACAGCAGCAAGGCCAUCCUCGACGCCAGCCAGCACUCGAUCUCGUACACCCUUAACCGCAACCAGGCUGUCAUCGUCGAGUACACGGAAGACCCGGACACAGAUAUGUUUCAGAUCGGCAGAUCAUCGGAGCCGCCGAUAGACUUCGUAGUGAUGGACACGGUCGCCGGCGACAAGACGGGCGACACGAAAGUCCUGCAGAGCACGAUAUCGCGGUUCGCGUGCAGAAUCAUAGCGGACAGGAACGACGUGAACAACUGUCGCAUUUACGCGGCCGGUUUCGAUUCCUCUAGGAACAUAUUUCUUGGUGAAAAAGCGACGAAAUGGACUGAAAACCACGAGAUCGACGGUUUGACGACGAACGGGGUUCUCAUAAUGCACCCCCGGGGGGACUUCUGCGGGGGAAACGCGACUUCAGAGCCUUGGAGGGAGACCUCAGUUGGGGGAGCCGUCUUCUCGCUUAGGGAGAGUCGCUCCGCGCAGCAGAAGGGUUUGCCGUGUCAAUCGGAGACGAACGUGCUGCGAGACGGCACCAUGAUAGACUUGUGUGGCGCCACGCUGCUGUGGAGGAGCGCGGAGGGACUCAAAAAUUCACCGACAAAACGUGUAUUGGAGACGCUAGUAGACGAACUGAAUGCCGGUAGGCCGCAGUGCCCGGUGGGUUUAAACACAUUGGUGAUCCCCCGCAAACUGUCAACGGCCCACCAGGAUUUGAAUCAGCCCUACGUUUAUCUUAACUGCGGACAUGUUCAAGGCGAACACUCUUGGGGUGCGGACGGUAGCGAGGCGGGCACUCGCCGCUGUCCGAUGUGUCUCACGGACGGGCCCGUGGUGCGAGUGUGCAUGGGAAUCGAACCCGCGUUCUACGUGGACGCCGGGCCGCCAAGUUACGCGUUCAACCCGUGCGGUCAUAUGGCUUCCGAGAGGACUGUCAAGUACUGGGCCACAGUGGACAUUCCUCACGGCACGAACGGUUUCCACGCUAUCUGUCCGUUCUGCGCGGCGCCGCUGGAGGGCUCCCCCGGAUACGUGCGGCUCAUCUUCCAGGACAACCUCGACUGAAUGUGCACCCUGGCUUUUGACACAUGAUCAUCAACGAGAAGCAACACCCGCUAUCAAACUGGUAUUUCUGUCUGUUUGGCAGUGGCUAUGUAUAAUUCGAACAAUUUUCUGAUCUAUAAAGCAUUCUUUUACUCAAAUCACAGAAUCAUCCAAAGUAUAUGUAAUAGCUCAGUCGCAUUUUAAGCUAGCUUCAAAGCCCGCGGUCCAUUUAUUAGUUUAUAAGUGGUAGGCAUAAUUUUUAAUAGUUCAGCGUUAUAAUCUUGGUCUUCAUAACUAUCAUUUGAGAUCAUAACCAGCAUAUAACCUUGUGAUGAUUCCAUAUCUAACGUUCAUCUGCCAGUUCGUGCCAGUCGCCCAGAAAAAAAUAUGUACCCUCAUAAUUAUCAUGAAAUGCUUUAUAUAUUGGAAACAAUUAUGCACACAUCCUUUGACACUCCAACGGUAAGGAAUCUCACUUCGCUUCCAAAAUGCACGCGUGAAAUUUUGAAUCGUUUUGUUUUCCUAACUUUAUUAUUAUUAUUUGAUGAAUUUAACAGCGUUAAAGCAGUGUUAGAUCAACAGAACAAGUUUUUGUAAAUAUACAUAUAUUAAUAUCUCUACUAAGGUACUUCUGAGUUUGGAAUUGGUCAGCAACCUGUCACUUUCUGAAUCUCAAUUCCAUCAUUGAACCAUCCAGCUGAUUAUUGCAGAGCAUAUUGCAAUCUGUAUAAUUAUGUAUUUUGUUUAAACAAUUAACAGUUUAAAAGUACAUUGUUUGACGACCAUUAUAUACUAUUUCUGUUGAACCUGCAAAUGUAUUAUUCCUUAAAGUUGAUUAUGGAUUGAUGAAAUUCAUAUGAAAUAUAUUAAAGCGAAGGUACCUAUAAUUUUGUUUGUUUAAAAUCGAUUUUUUUACGAUAUAUGUAUGUAUAAGGAUAACGUAAUUCGACGUGUAUAAAAUUUGACUAAAAAAGAAGAAAUAUAAAAAAAAUGUAUUUAAUAGCUUUGUACAUCGCCAUUAAAGGUCAGUGUGAAUGGGUUGCGUAAAUGUUAUCAAAAUUUCCUCAUAAACUAUUUUAUACGGAGUCGAAAAAUCGAAUAAACAUACAAUUAUAAUUUUUGAGUUUGGCUUAUUAUAGUAGCUAAUAUAAUGUACGUAGGCGUAGGAAAGUGGGGAAAGGUGAGCCGCGCCCACCACAAUCUUGGAUUUUCUUUAGUAUCAUAAUCCAGGGGGCCUCACUUUACACUAAUGUUUUGGUCCCAGGAUUGCAAAAAAAGGGUCAGGCGCCAAUGGAAAACGAGCGUAAGUUUCGUGGCUUUGAAAUUGUGAGGUGACAUUUCAUACAAAAUUCAUACAAUAUAGGUACUAACUAGACUGGCGAUUAUUACACUACUCACACUUUAGCCUUCGGGUUUUUAUACUAUAAUAGUCAAACGAACAAAACUUUGCUGUCUCUGUCUCGCUUACGUUACUGCUAGACGGAGAAAGCACGAGUUUCGACGUCUGAAAAUUCGGGCCUAGGCGGUGAUCGUUAUUCAGAAUUCAUACAAAUAUAUAACUUUCAUACCGAGAAUGAAUAUGUAUGAGGGGCAUGAACAUUUGCAGUGGUUUAAUUAUUUUUUUAUGCAUUGCUAUGCUACUAAUUUAAAAGAAAAUAAACUUGUCUGUCGGUUUAUGAAAAUGUUGAAUAUGAUGACACCGUACGUGAUAAGUGAAGAUGAAUAUGAAACAUUUAGUCGAUUAAUGUAAAUAUUUAUUAUGUUAAUUCCCAAGCCUUAGUGUUAGUAAUUUAUGUUGGGUGUUUCUGUAGUGUGUGAAAUGCUUUAUAGUUUAAGGCAGCUUUAGCCGUAAUCAUUAAACCGAAUAGCAAGCCUCAAUAUAAAGACAUAAAAAAAUUUCAAUGACUGGCUGAAAAUACAGCAGUUGAUUAAACAAGAAAAAAAGUGUUCUUUUGACUUUCAUUUGUAUUUGUUUACUUUUUUUGUAAGGCUGUAUUUGAGACACGAUCCUAUGAAAAAUUGUAUCCCGCGAAAUGUCCGCCCAUGGUCACCUAAAGUGAUAACAAUGCCAUGUAUAUUGUUUAUAAACAGUUAUACUUAUAAGCGUUUGUAUUAGAUUUUAAUAAUUUCCUCUUUUACUUUAACUAAAAAAUAAUUUGGUGUGGAGUUUGCGUAAGUUGGAAUGUUGGAAGACUUUGAAGUAAAAGAAUUUGUUGCGCUUUAGCGUUUAAGGAUGUGCAAUUUACAAUCAAAUAAUAUUGAAUGUGAUUUCACUGGUUGACUUACUUCAGAUAACAGUAUUCUAAAAAACUUAUGUCUUAUGUUUUUUAUCUUAAUUGUCAUGAUAAAGUGCAACAAAUCGCUAUAAUAUUAACAUUAUAUUUGUACUGGAAUGUUAAAUACUUAGAAUAUGAAUUCGUUUGUAGAAUGUUGAAGCGGAAUUUCCAUAUAAGACGAAAACAUGGUAAUCUCUACUUUUAGUCUCUUCUAUAUGAGAAAUAAUAUAAUACUAAAAGUAUUAGAUGCAUGACUUGGUCUGAUAAGAAUUAAAUUUCCAAACAUAUGAUACAUAAACUAUGAAGUUUAUUGUCAUUUACCCUAGGGCGUAUAUUUUAUUUUUGUACUUUCGCAAAAUGCUCGGUAAUAAUAGAAAAAAAGUUCGUUUAUCUAUGAAUAUCUUCUAGGUUUCUCUAUACCUUACUAUCAAACUAGCCAUGCAUCUAUUUCUUUUCAAGUGAAUAAUAAAAAAAAAUGAGAGCAGUUGGACCCGUGUUAAUCCCACUGUUGGGAUGUUGUAAAAAUAGUAUAAGAUAGCCUGUAGCGUUCAUUAGCUUACGAGUUUUAUUUUUUGUACAAUUCGAAUUCACUAGUUAGUGAUAUCACGACAAGUUAUUGCCUUCAAGUUGGUAAAAUGAAAUCGCAGAUGUAAGGGUUAUUUUAGAUACAUGAGGUGAAUUGUUUCAUAGUAAAUUGGUGAUGAUAUUUAAAUAGUUUCAAUCAAUUUGAUUCCGCAUUUUGAUGUGUCUCCAAUCUCUAAUAAGAUUUUUUGUUGUCUAAUAAACCUUAUUUCUUUCACUUUGUUGCGCGGAAUCGAAGUACUACUCCUUGGAAAAUGCACAUUUUCUUCAACUGACGAAAUACUGCACGUUACUGUUUUCGGAAUACUACUCCUACAUUGAUUUUAAAGUUACCUCACUCGUACUCAGCCAUAACGUGUCGAAUCGAAACGACGGCCACAUUUAAAAUCUAUAGCAGACUAAUUUAUGCUCGAAAGUUUGCACUCUACAUAUAUGUAAAAAUAUUAAUUUCCAAAGUCGGUACGGCGUCGCAGUGAGGUAGCAACCAAUAGAUAAAACCUAUUGAUUUAACUGUACGGCGACUGCGGUAAAAGGGUCACCGGCCCCGCACCAAUAUAACCUUGGAUGUGUUGUAAAAAUUACAUUGCACUAGAUAGUUCAUUUAGCGUUAUUUUGAUUAGACAGUUGCGACGUAGUGGCGCUUGUGUCGGCCUUUUUGCACUUCAGUCUCAAGUUGUGUUAUUAUUAACUGUUCAUUAUCUUUAUUGAAUAAAUAAUGUCAAAUAUAUUUGCUCAUUAGUUUUGGACUUUUGACAAAAAUACGUGUAGGCUUUUUCGUCGUCCUAUGCAAAAUAAUAAUAAUUCUGCAUUCGCUUCUUGUUAUCAAUUUUACGUCAAAUUAAUAUUUUUAUUUUCUUAAAAAACAAAUGAGUGAAGAUAUUUGACUGAUUUCUCUUUACAUACAUAUAACUCUUAUUCAAAGUGGUAUUGCAAAGGUGAUGAUACAAGACUUAGGCCUGGCGUGCACAAUCGUCAACAUGUUCUAACAUUUAUUAGUGGUAAUAAGAACUGAAUGCUAGCCUUAAUUUUAUUUAUGAUAAGUGCUAGGAUAUUAAAAUCACUCUUUUGAGUUAGAAAUUGU